AUAAAUACACAAACAUUAAAGAGAAGAAGAUAUGAGAAGGAUUCAAAGCCAUAAGCUCCCAUGCUUACAUUGUCAACCUCAUGGUUUCAUUAGAAUGGUUCAUCAUUUGAUAGAAAGGUGCAUGCUUUUCAGUAUGAGUCGAGAUGAUUGUAUGAGAACGCUUGCUGAGCAUGCUGACAUCCAUCCCAUUGUUACCCUUACAGUGUGGGAAGAACUACUUAAAGAGAAUAAGAGCUUUUUCCAAGCGUACUCACAUUCUGUUUCAGAAAACAACAGAUGGCCACAAGAGACUGAUAACGCCAACCAUUACGGAAGAACAUAGAUGUCACAUAGGAGAUGAUAUUAGUUGGUAGUUUGCUAUAACUGUUUUUGCAACAGUUUGUUAUAUGAAAUAUGCAAAAUUUUACUUUUUAGAAUUUUCUUAAUGAUGUUUCUUUCUUGAAGUUUGCAUGGUAAAAUUACUCAUUUACCAGUUAUCAAUAUUUAUCAACAUUCU
Messenger RNA from Cynara cardunculus var. scolymus (artichoke), 496 nucleotides. RefSeq lists its product as uncharacterized. The record is from RefSeq and is a predicted model, not a curated record. NCBI's taxonomy places the organism in Eukaryota, Viridiplantae, Streptophyta, Magnoliopsida, Asterales, Asteraceae. Bases 32 to 322 code for a protein of 96 amino acids. The transcript has 4 exons.